Molecule: messenger RNA, 9539 nt
Organism: Dunckerocampus dactyliophorus (ringed pipefish)
Lineage: Eukaryota; Metazoa; Chordata; Actinopteri; Syngnathiformes; Syngnathidae
Gene: ccna1
Product: cyclin A1
Exons: 9
Coding region: 7801-8979 (392 amino acids)
Biological process (GO): mitotic cell cycle phase transition; regulation of cyclin-dependent protein serine/threonine kinase activity
Cellular component (GO): nucleus; cyclin A2-CDK2 complex; cytoplasm
Molecular function (GO): cyclin-dependent protein serine/threonine kinase regulator activity
Source: RefSeq, a predicted model, not a curated record
UGCUAAGAAUUGGAAAAAUUUGUGUAGCUUUUGAGCCAAAUUUGUAUAGGAGUGUACUGCUGGUGGUGUGGAAGAUGGCCCCAACGACAAGAAGAUUACACUUAAAUAGUCACAACAGUGCAUGGAAUGCAUGUUGCUGCAAAUUAAAACAUCUGGAUUCGUCGUUGGGGUAGAUUUUGACCAAAAUGUGCCAACAAGGACGAGCAAAAAAGUACGAAGAUGAAAGGCUGCUGUCGUAGGAACGAAUAGCCACAACAGUACAUGGUGUGCUUAUUCCUCGAAAUGAAAACAUCUGGAUUAGUCAUCUGGAUCAAAUUUCACCCAAAAUGUGCUAACAAAGACAAGGAAAGUGUAAAAAUUUGAUAGGCAAUUUGUCACAUUAGUCAUAACACUUCAUGGUAUGCUUUUUGCACAGAAUGAAAAUAUGUGGAUUCGUUUUCUGGAUCGAUUUUGACCCAACAGUGUACAAACUUAGACGAGGAAAGUGUAAGAAGAGGCUGUAUUUGGAAGGAAUAGUCACAACAGUGCAUUGUAUGCUUGUUGCUAGGAAUGUAAACAUCUGGAUUUGUCGUCGGGAUCCAUUUUGACCCAAAAUGUGCCAACAAAGACGAGGAAAGUGUAAGAAGAUGAUAGGCUGUUUGCUGUAUUAGGAAGGAAUAGUCACAACAGCGCAUGGUAUGCUGCUUGUUAGGAUUUUAAUACAGCUGGAUUCAUCGUUCAGCAUUCAUGGCCCAGGGGCCAUUUUCGUCUCGCAGCUCGUUUUUUGACACUCGGCAUAUAGUAAAAAUAAAAUGAACUGAUCAAAUGUUAGAUAUGAUAAUUUGCUUUGGCAGCUAUAACACAAAGCUAAGAUGCUUUGCUUGGAUAGUUUUGCAUAUAUUGACCUACAUUGCAUUGUUUUUAGCAUCUUUAAUGUAAAAAAAUGUAUCACUCCCCCCAUUGACAAUUUAACAGCGUUUAUUGUUGUUUUCUGUAUCAUACUGAGAUGCUCGGGAAAAAAUGUAUUUCACUCUUUUUCUUUGUAUCGAAAAAUGUCCAAAUGUUCCAGCUGCUCGUGAACAAGACAACAUUUUAGGAUACAUACCAACGUUGAGUCUGUGUGCCAAUCAUGUGAUGAACGUUUUCCUGAAGGGAGUGGACUAUUCUGAGAACACAAGGAGGCGACGUCAAGAACGCUGACAGCUUCUUCCAGCAUGACGGAUGUGAGACGCCACAGGAACAAAGACGACCAUAUUUGGAAAGGAAACCUAAAAACGUCGGAACACUUUCUCUUUUCCGGUCCAUAAAGGCAUUCAUGGAGGAGUUUGGGGUGGAAGAACACCUCUCUGAGCUCCAACCUCUGAUCUCACAAAUGGACAUACACAAAAAUCGGGUGGAAAGUCUUCCCAGAUAAGUGGACGCUGUUCCCAAGGCAAAGACUCUCCCGCUUUCUUCACUUUUCACUUCUUGUAGCUGGCCCAAUACUUUUGUCCAGAUAUCCUUUCAGACACAAAGACAAGCAGAAUUAUUUUUUGACAUUUAUUUGCAGUGAAAUCUACAGACAUGAAAAUAAACAGUCUUGACAAGAAGAAGAGGACAGACGAUGGAAAUUGUCUUCAUGUCUCCCCUGCAGGAUGUCCUCACAAGUGAGACACAUGAGUAUUUGCAGUGUGUGUGAGUGAGAGAGCCUCAAGUGCACAGUGAGGAGAUGCUCUGUCUCUGAGAGGAGAUACUGCAGAUCUCCAUGUUGGUGAAGGAGCUGCGACCUUCACUGCCACACUCUGGCAGCGAGGAAGACGAGCAUGAGGACGAGGAAGAGAUGAUGUUCUUCAGCCGGUGGAGGGCGAUGACGAGCAGGCUGAGCAGGAGCAGCAGGAGGCCGAGGAAGAGCCAAACGUAAACGUAGACGCUCCCGCCCCGGCCCGGCGACGAGGCGGCGGCCCACGUAGAAUGGGACGUCGGCGAGAGGCGGAGGAAGGUUCCGUUUUCCGCUGAGGAGGUUGUGGUUUCGUUGUUGCCUGCGGUGACCGCAUCCAUCCCUGACAUCCCAGCUGGAGUCUACAGGGGAGAGAGGACACAUAAAUCUUGUAAGAAGACAUGUCAUUUAAAUAACUACAUUUCACUGAGGAGAGAGCAGACACCCAGCAAGGCACAAGUGUCCUAAUUGGGAUCAGCGCCAAGUCAAUCCACACUUUUUGUAUAUGUCAGUAUAAAAAAAAUUACUAAAUUUCAGAAAAUCUGUCAUCUUUCAUAAUAUUUUUAUAAUAGUUUUUUGAAGGUUUUUUUAUUUUUAUUUUUUUUAUUGUUUAAAAUGUAAUUUCUGUGACUUGAAAGGCAACUUGUUGCUAUUAAGAUCACGGCCAGCAGGGGGAGCGCUUGUCAAAUAAAAUCCCAUCAGGAGGCUCCUGUCCUUACGGGUUGUACUUUUCUUUGAUGGACUUCCUUCUCCGGUCGUCCUCUGAUCUUCUUCACUUUAUUAUCUGUGCUAGAGCAAGAAGCUUAUUGAUUCUGAAGGAUGCCUCAGCCAAGGCGGCCGAGAAAGCUGGGCUCGGAGGUUAGGUGAGUAGGAAUACCACGUGAUACACUUUGUAUAUUUAGCUACGCUAGGAAAAGAAGCCUAAUGAUUUUGAACAGUUACAUAGCCAUGGUUCAUUCAGGGAUGUUGUCCUGUAUCAGACUAGGAACCCUGUUGAUUUUGAUUUGUCAGGGGUGAGCUGAAAUAGCUGGGAACACUUGUUUUUGAAAGGUAUUCAACAUAGAUUGGCUAAGUACUGUACAUGUACUCUCUCACUUGUCGACUAGUUCCAGAGGUUGGUUUUGGAAUUGUCACUUCCUGUUUCCUGUUUGUUUUUAAAUGUCUUCCUCUCAUCUCUCAGGUUGUCUUCAGGUCCAAAAACAAAACAAAUGAAUACUUUGCUAUUGUGUUACUGCUCAUCAACAUCUCACCAUCAGCACCAGCUGUCACAUGACCUCAGUGUGUCUCUUUGGCUCCUCCCCUCCGCCGUCCUUCCCGCCCGCGCUGAGUCGCCCGUUCUUUGAUUCCCUGUGAUCCCGUUGCUUCAUUGUCAGCUGAAGUGUUUGAUAAUUGUGCUUAAUGAGGCUUUUUGUCGCGUAGCAACAAGGUGCGGGUCACUGCUUUUACACGCAGAGCUGCAGGCCCACACGUGCACACUCACAUGCGCAUUGUUUGUUUGUUUGUUUGUUUGUUUGUUUGUUUGAUGACCAGGACCUCAUCUCAGUCAGACUCUCCUUGGUCUCUCAGCAUUCACACAGGGGACGGAAUCAUCCUGUUUUCAUGUCAUUCAUUUCAGUGGCUACGCUUACCUCUCAGCAUGUCACCCGCCUAUGAAGCUACACGCAUCUCUCAGCGUGGAGUGCACGCGUGUAGCUGCAUGCUCAUCUCAGCAUUUGACAUGUCACAUGUCACAUGUGACUACCGUGCAGACACCUAUCCUCAUGUGUUGCACAUGUGAUUAGCUCACUGCAGUCAUCUCUCAUCGUGCUAUUCAGACGUGACUGAGUGCUUUGAACAGGACACUCGACGCUCAAUUCUUCGGAUGUUAUACUCGUAUGAUGUUCAUCCUCAAUCAUCUCUCAGCAUUUCACCCACUUGAAGGGCUCCACUCAUCCCUCAGCAUGUUGUGCUCUCGUGCGACGUAACGCGUCUCUCUAACACGUCAUGUAAGGGGACAGGACCCUCAUCUCUUAGCAUGUUGUGCACGUGCGUGACUGCACACUCAGCAUGUCUAACGAAGGCUUUUUUUUGAUAGCACUGUCAUCUCAGCUUGUUGUGCACACAAGUGACUGCACGUUCUCAAUCAUCUCUCAGCAUUUCACUCAUUUGAGUGACUCAACUCAUCUCUCAGCAUGUCUUACAAGGGUGUCUUGAUUGGACUCUCAUUUUUUAGUACGCUGUGCAAACAGGUGACUGCCCGUGCUCAAUCAUCUCUCAGCAUGUCACUCAUUUGAGUGACUCAACUCAUCUCUCAGCAUGCCUUACGAGGGUGUUUUUGAUAGGACUCUCUCAGCACCUCGUGCGCACAAGUGACUCUCCGUCAUCUCUCAGCAUUUCCCGCAAUGGAGUGACUCCACUCACCUCUCAGCAUGUUGUGGAUGAGUGUAGUUGGGUCAUCAUCGCUCGACGUGUUAUUCACAUGUGACUCAGACAGUAAUCUUAAUCUUCUCUCAGUAUUCGACUCAUUUGAUGGACUACUGUUGCCCGCCGUACAAGAGUGUGACUUAACACAUCCAUUCACGUGACUCCACUCAUUCCUCAGCACGUACUGUAUAAAUGAUCAUGAAAUAAGCAUUGCUCUUCCUCUUUAGACAUCAUUGAAGUCCAUGCAAGUGGUGUUUGUAACGUAGUUGGAAUGUAGUUUCGUGCGCGUGUGUUGUCAAGCUGCUAUUAAAGGAUUUGUUCUCCAGCGUGAGCAAACAUGAAGUCAACGUUCUCCUGAGAGAACGCUUGAUGAAUAAUGGAGACGACUGAUGUGCGACAAAAUGUCAUGACAUUUAGUGCGUGUGUGUUCGUGUGUGAGACACCAUCCGUCCCAAUAUCCGCUCACUAAAUACCAGAUAAUGUCAUGCAUACGCUAGGGACCGACCUCGUCUGACCAACAACAAAUGUCUGCAUUAUAGCUACAAUAAAGUGACGAUAAAGUUGAGUAUUGAUAGACACUGUCGGUUAACGCGGAUUAUUUUCUACUGUAUCACACUUUGGCCGGUUUCUAAUCAUUUCACACCCUCGCCCUAUCCGAAAUUUUAGAAACACAACAACAAACCUCGGGAGGUGCUCACAUGAUGUAUGUAAACGUACACGCGGCUUCAAGAAAGAAAAGACGGGAAAGUAGUUGAACAAACCUCGUUAGUCGUCGGGCAGCCUCACGUACGUCGCUCACGCAAACAAACACCAUCCAUCUCGUUGGGUCUUCUCGUCCUCUGCCCAGACGCACUCAUACGCUCCUCUUCCUCUCUCUCUCCCACCCAGCACACACACACACACACACACACACACACGCGCGAGCACGCAGAGUGUAGUUGAUGAAGGAUGAGUUUGAUAAGCAGUGAAGGAGGAGUGUGUGCGCGCGCUGCUUUCAUAUCUUCAUCAUCAUUACAAUAACUAUCCCAUCACCUGUCACAUGUCUCAGUACACGCACGCACACACACACACACACAGUGUGUCGUUUGGCAAUGAUAAAAACAAAAAGAUUUCCAUCAGGACGUCAGGCAGUGUGAGCUGUAGAGGGAAAAGCCAUAAAAGGAAAACAGGAAGUGAAGUGGUCACAUGCAUAUUAUUUUAAUUGCAGUGCCGUUAAUUGACCUUGACCGCCAUGCUAAUGAUCACAUGUUCCCUUCACGGGCUUCCUAGUCUCACCAAACGCACAUGCACGCACAGCAGUAAUCCUGACUGAGUAGUGCGUAUGCGCGCGCGCGCGUGUGUGUAUGUGUGUGUGUUUAUGACACUGAAAGAGGAUGAUAAGAGUUUUUGGCCCUCGUUUUCGUUUCGUCUCAAUUCCCAAAUGAAGCUGAGACAUGGCCACUGAUUCCCUGUCAUUCCCUGAUAUUCCAUCCUCUCCGGAGUCCGCAUGUCGCUGCACUGCAUGCGUCACGUGGACUAGACCUUAAUGUUGGCAUUAAAAGUGUUCGUCAGCCAUUCUGUAUUCCUCUCAGAGUUGCCACAAUAGUGUAUUUGGAAGUGUGUUAGCAUUGGUGCUGGAAUGUAGACUGUUUCAAAGUGUUUUUCGUAAGCCCUACUCUGUGUGUGUGUGUGUGUGUGUGUGUGUGUGUGUGUGUGUGUGUGUGUGGUUUUAAUGCUAAUGAAUUGUGUUUGUCUCCAAUAGUGUGUACCUCCAAGAAGCACUAUCAUGUACUUGGUCCACUUUUGACAUACACACUGUAACUCUGCAACUGCAACAUUAAGGAGUGGGACAGGAGGACUAGGAGCCAUGUGCUGCUGAAGUGCUAACAUCAUGUUAGGCUAGCUUAUUCGCUGCAGAAAAACAAAAUGAUCAACCUUACAACUUACACUCGGCAGGCCCAAAGUGGGUGUAUGCGAGGGGUAUGCGUACCCCUAGGGGUACACCAAUUGUCGUAGGAGGUACGUGAAAAACAAUUAGCGCCUAACACACAGUUGGAACCGCUAACAUCAAGUACUGCUGAGGUCGUACAGUUUGGAAUAUGGACAACAUUUUUCAAGUGUACCAUCACUUCACAUCCACAUCACACACAAAGACAAACGUUAGCACUGUAGCUCACACGGCUAUGCUAGUGUUGCUAGCGUUACAUCGUACGUCACAUUUUAACAGCAGCAUCAUGCUAGGUUAGCCUAUUUGCAGAAGAAAGACAACAUGAUCACACUUAUAGCCCUCGUGUCUGUAGCUGACUGACGGAUACUUGGUAGCGCUCCGGGCUGCAUUUUAGGAUGUGUGGUGAAGCCUGCAUUUUAUUUAAUUUUUUUACAUGUUACAAAUGUAUCAACGGGGCGUGGUCAUCUAUUUAGGGGCGGGUCAGAAGUGGUGUUAUAUCCAUGAGGUAGGACGUUUUUCAUUCAUGAUGUCACGAACAAAGAUGCUGCAGGAGGAUUUGCCACGGCCACCUGUUAGCGGGUUUUAAUUAAUAACAGUGUCAGGUCAGUGGAGAUGUGAGGGUGUCGACUCACACACACACACACACACACACACACACGCACACACACUGAGAAAAGGACAAGUGGCUGACAAAUGCGUACUUGUCCAGAAUAACAAUGAGACAGAUGGCAAACAGACACCAGCGCCAUCUUAAAAUAAAAGUGUUCCCUUGUGACAGCAUCCGAGCAGGAGAAGACGCGUCAGAGUGAGACAUCUUAGCGUAGAGGCAAAACAAUAAAAAAAUAAACACAUCACUUCGAGAAGUCUCCAAUUUUAGUCUCUCUCUCUCUCUCUCAAUACGGGCGAGACGGCAAAAAGUGUCCUCACAGUCCGACUGGUUUGAAUGUCUGAAUAUAUGAAUAAUUUACAGCUUCUCCAAAAGAUUUUUGGGGGCCUUUAAAAUGCAAAUAUAUUAGGCAAGGAAGGGGGAAAAAAGAGGCUUGAAGACAUUUAUAAUUCAUGUCUUGCGCAACUCACACAGAGGGUGACGUUAGCUGAUGCUAAAGCUAACCACAGGAGAUUAAUUAGCUUCUCGUUUGGAAAUGUGGAAAUGUUAAAGCGUUGAUAUUAGGUCAUAAAGUGUGUGUGUGUUUGUGAGAAGCCGCAAAUAAACUAUGUGAGCAUUUAAACCCUCUGAACCAUUGCAUGUUUACCAUAUCCCCGCAAUGACAGCUACUGUAUUUAUUAUCUGUUAAAUGUUUCAUUUUUUCAUUUUGACCCUCUCGUGUUACAAAAUAAGAUGGUCAAAAAGCCACCUAUGUGGAUGUUCUAGUAGAUUUUCUGCAAUAAGUUUUCAUUUGAGGACUACUUUGUUGUCAUGUCAGUAACAGGGCGAGUCUGCCCUCUAGUGGGAAGUUUGGGUGUUGCAGGUGUAGACAGUUGUGCCAUUUAAACGUCUAACAAACCAACAACACUUCUUCUUGUCCAUAAAACGUUACGUCUUCGUAAAAUCUUCAUAGCUUGUUGAUACAUGCUGCUAUUGAAGUUUAAAAAGAAAUCACUUUUAAUGUAUUUGUUAACGGCGUCGCUGUGUCGCGUGACAGCCCCGCCCACCGCGCGCACCAUUCCGAUGUGUAUUUAUUUUUCAAUUUUAUUUUAAUUUGACACUUCCUGAUGCAUUUACACAGCAGCAGAGGACAUGUUUGGCUACUGUUAGUGGUUGCCGUAACGUCCGGGCCGUUAAAGAGACAGGACCAUGCAGGACCAGAGGACCACGAUGGACGUCAGCACCGCCGUGCACGCUUCCUUCCACACCAGAAAAUCCACCAAGGCGGAGGACACGCGGGCUCAGAGUUCGGCGAGGCCACGCACGUCGCUGGGCGAGCUUUCAGUGAACGAGCAGCGCUGUCAGUCACAGAGUCAGGGAAGCUGUAGUUCCAGAGCCAGCCAGCACACUGACAGCUCCCCGUCAAUCACAGGCAGCCAUGACGGGCAUGACCAGGAGGCCGCUGAUGCUGAUGACGAACUUUCCCUCGGCGCUGAGGCUUCACACCUGAGAAAGGAAGAUGUGAGGCUUCUGCUGGAGCUCCCCUCAGGUUCGAGGCGCGACGAUGCUUUAACGUCCAACCCGGAGCACGCCCUGAGAUCCGUGGAAGUGUCACAGUACGUCAACGACAUCCACCGCCACAUGAGGGGCAAGGAGAUGGUGUUCCGACCAGCAGCACAGUACAUGGUUCAGCACCCGGAGCUCAGCGCUAGCAUGCGUGUCAUCCUGGUGGACUGGAUGGCGGAGGUGUCGCAGGUGUACAAGUUUGACUCGGAGACGCUGCACUUGGCCGUAAACUACGUGGACCGCUUCCUGUCGCGCACAGCCUACUUGGGGCGCAGCAGGCUGCAGCUGCUCGGAACGGCGGCGCUGCUCGUCGCCAUGAAAUACGAGGAGAUCCACGUGCGCGACCUGGAGGAGUUUGUGCACAUCACGGCCGACACGUACACCCAACAGCAGCUCAUCCACAUGGAGUUCCAGCUGCUGAGGGUGCUGCGCUUCAGGUUGGCCACGCCCACCUCCAACAGCUUCCUCCGCCUCUUUAUGUCCGUCCACCUCGUGUGCGCCAUCACCCAGAACCUCAGCCUGUAUCUCCUGGAGCUGAGUCUGCUGGAGAUGCAUCCUUUCCUUGACUACACUGCAUCCAUGAUGGCGGCCGCCGCACUCUGCCUUGCCAACUUCACCAUCAACAGAAGGCUCUGGCCUGGUUGCCUUGCUGACUUGACUGGGUACUUGUUGGAUGACAUCACACCGUGCAUGAGUGCUCUGCACAAGCUGCAUCUGAGCACUCAAACACAUCCCCAACAGGUCAUCAGGAACAAAUUCAAGAGAUCCAAGUUCUGCCAUGUCUCGUCCAUAUUUGCAGUCGCUGAGCUGCCUUCCCUGUGACUCACAGCGCCAACCUUCCUCUGCGAGAACACAACAAACCUGAUCAUCAAACAUGUCACACCCCUAUUGGGACAUUUUAAUUACACGAGUUUGUCUGCAAAUUUGAUAAAUAACACGUCCUGGUAUUUAGCGUACUCGUUAAACAUCUUCAUGUAUUUCCUCACAUCCACCUGUAAUCUGUAAUCUGUACCUUAAAAACAAAAACGUCAUCAGAAUGAAAUGCAAUGUACUAUAUGUAGCUUUUAUUGUGACAGCCGGAAGUGACGUACAAGCGUCAGGUGGAGGUGCGGCAGGUGCAGAAAAGUCUUUUUACAUACGACGCGCACGCGUUGACAGCAUGUUAAUGAACGUCGGGGAGUGAAAUAAGAGCGUCUUUUUUUAAACGACGUAAAGUUUUGUUUCAGUAUUUUGAGGAAGGAAGUCAUUUUUACAGUCGAGGUGAGUUCGAGUUGUGUUAUUUCACCUCGCUAUAGUUUGGUGUUUUGUUGAACGUGUUCACCUUUUACUGUUUGUUUGCCGAAAAGCAAAGCUUGUUUAGAUUAAAUAUUUGCAAUAACUAA